AUGUCCUCUCUGAACCGUAGGGCAGGAGAUAACGACCCCGGCUCUCGUGCAAGAAGGCACCCCACAAUAGACCUGGCCGUCGAUCCUAGUGAAAGCAUCCACAGCAGCCUAUCCACCUUUACUGCGGAAACACUCCCCCGCUAUGCUGGUCUGGAUGGAGGACUUGUAUCACAAAGAAUCGUGGUGGUGAUGCCUCAUAACUACAGUCUGUGUGCCAGGAAGAUUUAUCCGUUGUUUCCGAUCGAGCCUGAUGAUUCGGACAUUAGUUUGGAUGGGCUGGAUGUCCCAAAACCAAUCGCGGUGGGCACUGUGGGCGAGCGGGAGUCCGUGGUUGUGCCAUGUGUGCAGACUAUGAAUGAGCUGGCGGAGAUACUUUGCUGUCGUCGUCGUCAAAAUGUAGGCUAUCUUGAGAAUGCAGAUGUCCUCUAG
Molecule: messenger RNA, 429 nt
Organism: Aspergillus tanneri
Lineage: Eukaryota; Fungi; Ascomycota; Eurotiomycetes; Eurotiales; Aspergillaceae
Exons: 2
Coding region: 1-429 (142 amino acids)
Source: RefSeq, a predicted model, not a curated record